AUGGCUGUUGUUCAUUUUGUGCUCUCAUUAUUGGCCGUAGUGUUAUUAUUAACACCAAGUAGCAGAAGUAGUAGUACAGCAGCUCAUGAUCGAAGCAGUGGGAGAAAGGGCAACAACCAUGUUAAUGGGGUCAUUGGGGCCAUUGUGGACACAAGCUCCCGUAUUGGUAAAGAAGAAAUAGUAGCAAUGGAAAUUGCAAAGGAGGAUUUGUAUCAUUACCAAAGUCAAACUUUGAUUCUGCACGUAAAAGACUCCGAUCAAAGGAAACCUCUCCGAGCAGCACUUGCAGCUAUGGAUCUUAUCAACACACAACAAGUACAGGCCAUUCUAGGACCGCAAACAUGGGAAGAGACCGCAUUGGUUGCUGAUAUCAGCACCAAAAACCAAGUUCCCAUUUUUUCUUUUGCGGACACAACUCCAGAAUGGGCAACAGAGAGGUGGCCGUUUCUACUUGGAGCUUCACACGACAAAUUUGCACAAAUGAGAGCCGUAGCUGCUAUUGUACAGUCGUGGAAUUGGCAUCAGGUCGCUGUAAUACACGAGGAUGUAGGUUCUUGGACGAAUGGAGUCAUGCCAUCUCUCCAUGCUGCCCUGAGAGAAGUAGGUGCAGAAAUUAGCCAAUCCAUAGGCCUCUCUUCUUUCUCUUCUUUGGAUUCACUAUCCAGAGAGCUUGAAAAUCUUCGAAGAGAGCAGUGUAGAGUCUUUGUUGUUCAUUCGUCAUUGCCACUGGCAGUGCGUCUAUUUGAGAGGGCGAAGGAAAUGAAAAUGAUGGAAAAAGACUAUGUUUGGAUCACUACACAUCACAUCACAAGCCUUGUCCAUUCCAUCGAUGCCUCCGUCAUCUCCUCAAUGCAAGGAAUAGUGGGAGUCAAGAGCUACUUCUCAGAAACAGGACAACGUUUUCGGGAUUUUAAUCAAAGAUUUCGUAAAAGGUUUAGAAGAGAAAAUCCUGAAGAGGAAAACAAUGAGCCUGGGAUUUAUGCGGUGCAGGCCUAUGAUGCUAUCUGGACAAUAGCCCUAGCAUUGAAAGGAGGUAGUGGGAGGAAUCAAGAAUUACUCCAAAAAGUUUUGCAAAUUGACUUUCAUGGCCUGUCAGGAAAAGUUCAAUUCAAAAAUCACAAGAUGGCUCCAGCGCAGAUAUUUCAGAUCAUCAAUGUGAUGGGAAAGAGUUACAGGGAGCUCGGGUUUUGGUCAAGUGAAUUAGGCUUCUCAGAGACUAUUGGUGAAAAUACUACUUGUAACCCUUCUAUGAAUGAUAUGGAGCAAGUUCUUUGGCCAGGGGGGCCUAGGUACACUCCUAGAGGAUGGACUGAACCUACAAGAGCCAAGCCACUGCAGGUUGGUGUGCCGGCAAGAUCAGGUUACAAGGAGUACGUGAAUGUGUACCAUCAAUCACAAAACGAAACUUCUUUUGACGGCCUUGCAAUUGAGGUCUUCAAAGCCACUGUAGAUCGCUUGCCAUUCUAUUUGCCAUACGAGUUUGUCGCCUUCAAUGAGAUCUCUUACGACAAUCUAGUAGAUCAAAUUCGUUUGAAGAAAUUUGAUGCAGUGGUCGGUGAUGUGGCAAUAUUAGCUAGCAGAUAUGAGCAUGUGGAGUUCUCACAUCCCUAUUCGGAAACUGGAUUGAUGCUGAUUGUCCCUGCUCGAUCAAGCAAUAAAGCAUGGUCAUUUAUCAAACCCUUUACAAAAUCCAUGUGGGCUUCAAUAACAGUCAUAACCAUAUACAAUGGUUUUGUUGUUUGGCUAAUAGAGCGACAUGCCCAUCCUGAACUAAGAGGCUCCAUGCUCCAUCAGAUAGGAAUCAUGCUUUGGUUAUCUUUCAACACUCUUUUCUCCUUAGACGGUGGAAAAUUGCAUAGCAAUCUAUCAAGGAUGACAAUGGUGGUAUGGUUGUUUGUUGCACUAGUUGUCAUACAGACAUAUACAGCCAACCUCACCAGCAUGUUGACGGUCCAGAAGCUUGAACCCACCGUAACCAGUGUUGGGGAACUGCUGAAAAGCAAUGCAGUGGUUGGAUUCUGUACGGGUUCAUUCUUGAAGAAGUAUCUGGUAGAAGUCUUACGCUUCCCAGGAGAAAAUGUCAAACAUUAUGGAUCAGCAGAAGAAUAUGCUCAAGCCUUCAAGAACAAAGAAAUUGCUGCUGCCUUUAUUGGAACUCCUUUGGCCAAAAUAUUCCUCGCAAAAUAUUGCAAGAAAUUUAUGAAAGCUGGGCCAACGUUCAACAUCGGAGGGUUUGGAUUUGUACGUAAUAUCUCCUCCUAG
Molecule: messenger RNA, 2262 nt
Organism: Dovyalis caffra
Lineage: Eukaryota; Viridiplantae; Streptophyta; Magnoliopsida; Malpighiales; Salicaceae
Source: the annotation of a GenBank genome assembly